CACUCCCUUUCUGUAAAAUGACAGGUCACAGCACUCGGCCGAGAAUAAUCACAUUUAUAAAAGUGGUGGCGUUAAGUCUGGUCUUUACGCUGCUUAUUUUGUUUCUGGUGGCUGCAACACGAACAUUUACGUUAGACGUAAAUGCGGGACUUCAGCUUGCACAAUGGGAAAAAACAACAUACAUAUCAGCUGAUAUAAGCACCGAACAGAGGGAGGUCCUGCUCGAAAAUUUCAAAGAGGCCAUUCGUAUUCCCACCGUGUCCUUCUCAGAGUCUCAUCAGAACACAAGUGCUCUGGAAGACUUCAACCGUCUUCUGAAAAGAGUCUUCCCAACAAUCUUCUCAUCCAGUCUGGUUAAACAUGAGGUGGUGGAGAACUACAGCCACCUGUUCACCGUGUCAGGCACCGAUCCUGAGCUCGUGCCUUACAUGCUGCUGGCGCAUAUUGACGUGGUGCCAGCCAAUGAGACUGACGGGUGGGAGGUGCCACCCUUCUCAGCCAAGGAGCUGAAUGGAUUCAUUUAUGGACGAGGAACCAUAGACAAUAAACAGUCUGUCAUGGGGAUCCUUCAAGCUCUGGAGUACUUGUUGGAGCGAGGCUAUGUUCCACAGCGAGGGUUCUACAUUGGUCUGGGUCAUGAUGAGGAGGUGCAAGGCUAUGCUGGAGCUGUAAACAUAGUCAAACUGCUGAAGAAUCGUGGGGUGAAGCUACACUUUCUUGUAGAUGAAGGCCUUGCUGUAUUGGAUGGAAUUAUAAGUGGUCUAGAUGGACCAGCUGCACUGAUAGGUGUAAGUGAGAAAGGGCAUGCCACAGUAAAGCUGAGUGUCAGUAUGAAGCCAGGUCAUUCCUCCAUGCCUCCCAAGCAAACCAGCAUUGGCAUCCUGGCAGCUGCAAUCACAAGGUUGGAGGAAUACCCAAUGCCUAGACUGUUUGGUUCUGGCCCUGAACGAAGCACAUUUGAACACCUCGCACAUAAGUUUGGCUUGCCUCUCCGAUUCAUCAUGUCCAAUCUGUGGCUUUUCAGCCCUUUGAUUAGCAGGGUAAUGGAGAAGAAGCCUGACAUGAAUGCUUUUGUGCGCACUACCACAGCAGUCACCAUGUUCAACUCUGGAGUAAAGCCCAAUGUCCUCCCGGCACAUGCAGAGGCUAUUGUGAACCUUCGUAUCCACUCUGCCCAAACACUGCAAGAGGUACUGGAGUUGAUUGAAUCCACUAUAUCAGACGAUCGUGUAAAAUUAGAGCUGAUGAAUGGCUUUGACCCUCUACCCAUCAGCUCCUAUGAUGAGCAGUCGUUUGGGUUUCAGGUUAUUAAGAAGACGGUGUUGGACAUAUUUCCUGUGGUGACUGUUGCUCCAGGUAUCUGUGUGGGCAACACUGACAGCCGUCAUUAUACCCCACUGACAAAGGAGAUUUAUCGCUUUGCCCCAACUUGGUUCAAACCAGGAGACACCCAGAGAUUCCAUGGCAUCAACGAAAGGAUCUCCCGCAAAAACUACGAGGAGCUUGUGCUUUUUUACUUUCGACUAUUCCAGAACAGUGACAUCAAAAAACUACCACCAUCUCACACCAGCCAACACGAUCUAUGAUCUCUUCUGGACAAAUGUGUUUCAGACCCCUUUAACGUAAUCUUCAUGAUUUAAGAUUGCAUAAUCAAAUUAUCAAGAUAUUUUGAUACACAAGGCAAUUUACAGCUUUGUCUUAAUUGAUCGAUCAGAUUAUUCCAGUUUGUCUGGAUUUCUGUAUGAAUUAUGAAUUCAUUAAUCUUUGUAGCACUUUAAUCAAAGCAGCCAACCUCAGGGAUAAUUUUAAAUGCAGUGCAUGUACAAUGUACUCAAUGGGUGUCAAUUGGCCUUCAUUUAGUGUGCAGUCAUUAGGAGCCAUUUGUAGAAAAGGGAAUGGAAUUUUGAUAAAAGGAUUAAUUUUAGAUGCUUUAGAAAUAAAACCUGUGCUGUUUAAUAUUGCCACGAUGCUUGCGUACUAAUGCGAUCUCUUUUUUCUUUAUGAUGGCAGUUUAUAUAUAAAUGUGACUGAAUGCCAAAUAAUAACUUCAUACAUAUGAACAAAUAAGCUCUGCGUAUUUUCAGAUACAGUUCUUCCCACUUCGGCUUUUCCCCUUAGGGGUCGCCACAGUGAAUCAUCUGUUUCCACCUAACUCUAUCCUCGGCAUCCUCUACUCUCGCACCAAUUAACUUCAUGUCCUCUUUCAACACAUCCAUAUAUCUCCUCUUUGGCCAUCCUCUUGACCUCUUAACUGGUAGCUCCAUCUCCAACAUUCUUCUACCUUCAUCCUUCUAACAAUAUAACCACUCUCCAUAUCCAAACCAUCUCAAUCUAGCCUCUCUGACCUUGUCCCCAAAACAGCCAACUUGAGCUGUCCCUCUGAUGUGCUCGUUCCUAAUCCUGUCCAUCCUCGUCACUUCUAAAUAGAACCUCAACAUCCUCAACUCUGCUACCUCCAUCUUUGCCUCAUGUCUUUUCCUCACUGCUACAGUCUCUAACCCAUACAGCAUAGCUGGUCUCACUACUGUCUUGUACUGCUUGCACUAAACCACUAAGAAUACAGGAUGCAUUGUGCUUUUUUGAACAUCCUGUUCCAGAUUUAGUCACCUAUAACCUCUUUUGAGAAGGCUUUCUACUAGAGUUUGGAGUGUGGCUGUGAGGAUUUGCCUUCAUUCUGCCAAAAAGCUGUAGUGAGGUCAGGUGAGGAGGUAUGGAGUAAGGACAUAAUUCCAGUUUAUCCCAAAAGUGUUCAAUUGGGUUGAUGUCAGGGCUUUGUGCAGACCACUGGAAUUCUUCCACUUCAGCCUUGGCAAACCAUGUCUUUAUAGAUUGUUUUUUUGUAUUUUUGGGCCCCUUAGAUCUAAAGAAUGGAAAAUCUUAAUGAUCCAUCAUACAAAGACAUCCCAUGAAAUUGUCAGGUAUUCACAUACUUUUGUCUAAAUACACAGCCUGAAUCCCAGCACCUGAAUGUGACUGUAUGAUUGAAUCAAUUAUACAUAAUGUGUUAGGCUUGCUUUCAUACUUAAUGACACAAUGACAGACACCAAGAAACUGCAUUUCAUACUGCAACACUGAGAUUAUUUGCCAUGCUUUUGAUGCCCUUUUUUGAUGCACUGAUGUGAUUUAUUUGUGUGCUGAUAAAUAUGUUGAUUUCUUUUUAAUAAACAUCCUCAUUUUAGUUUUAUACACAUGUACAUUAUUAGUGUAAGUGAAACUUACACUCCAGUAAACUGGAGAUUUGAACAGUCACAGUUACUGUGAUUUUUUCUCCCCCCAGAAAAACUAAUGACUACUCAAUGCACUUAUACUGUACACUGAACCAAUUCAGCUACAAAUUCAGUAGUAUGUGAUCAUUCUCCAAAAUAAGUUGCUGUGCUCUGUAACUGGUAGAACAUUUGAGAACUCUGAGAUUGUAAAGGAUUACAUGAUUGAAUUGUCUAAGCUUCUGGGUUUGUCGAUAGGAAAAAAAAUGUGUUUUAUUUUAUUUACUACUUUGCAUAUUCUGGAAUAAAAACAAAGAGCAUCAUAA
Molecule: messenger RNA, 3529 nt
Organism: Tachysurus vachellii
Lineage: Eukaryota; Metazoa; Chordata; Actinopteri; Siluriformes; Bagridae
Gene: pm20d1.2
Product: peptidase M20 domain containing 1, tandem duplicate 2
Exons: 13
Coding region: 18-1586 (522 amino acids)
Biological process (GO): amino acid metabolic process
Molecular function (GO): metallocarboxypeptidase activity; hydrolase activity, acting on carbon-nitrogen (but not peptide) bonds, in linear amides
Source: RefSeq, a predicted model, not a curated record